GUGGUACCACACCUGUCGCUAAUUCUCUUCCCUUACGUUACUCCCUCUCCAAACUGCUCCUCGUCUUGAUAAACGCGCCCUCCUCCUUUCUUCCUUCUUCAGAGACUCUGAUUCAGACCGGAAUUUGAAAAGAGAAAUUCUCUUUUAAUAAUUCCCAGAGGUAGCGGUUGAAGACGGUGGUGGGUUCAGAUUGAAAUGUUGGGUGAAGCAAAACUGGGGAGUGAGGACUUGAACCAGUGCUUUGAGAGGCUCCUGAUGGUUGGUGGUGGGAAUAGUGGGAUUGCUGGUGGCAUUAGUCAGGGAGGAAAGAAAAUGGAGGGAUUGGUCGUCACUGAGUGGAAAGAUAUUCCUAUGGAGCUCUUGCUGCGGAUUGUUUCUCUUGUUGAUGAUCGGACCGUAAUUGUAGCUUCUGGGGUUUGUAGUGGGUGGAGGGAUGCUAUCUGCUUGGGCCUCACCCAUCUCUGUCUCUCUUGGUGCAAAAACAACAUGAACAACUUGCUUCUGUCUCUGGCUCCUAAAUUCACAAAACUGGAAACUCUGGUACUGCGACAAGCUAAACCCCAACUUGAGGAUAAUGCUGUUGAGGCUAUUGCAAGCUACUGUCAUAAUCUGCAAGACCUAGACCUCAGCAAAAGCUUUAAGCUUAGUGAUUGUUCCCUGUAUGCAUUACCUCAUGGUUGUCCCAACCUUACCAAACUCAACAUUAGUGGGUGUACAGCAUUUACAGAUAGUGCUCUUGAAUAUCUGACUGGGUUUUGCCGAAAAUUAAAAAUUUUGAAUCUUUGUGGAUGUGUAAAGACUGCAACUGACCGUGCUUUGCAGGCUAUUGGACAGAACUGCAGUCAGUUGCAAUCUCUAAAUCUGGGAUGGUGUGAGAAUGUGGGUGAUCUUGGAGUAGUGAGCCUAGCAUACGGAUGCCCUGAUCUCAGAACUCUUGAUUUAUGUGGAUGUGUCUGUAUAACAGACGAUAGCGUGAUUGCUUUGGCAUACAGGUGUCUCCAUUUGAGAUCCCUUGGCCUGUAUUAUUGUCGAAACAUCACAGAUAGGGCCAUGUAUUCACUGGUUCAUAGCCGAGUGAAGAACAAACCUCCAAUGUGGCAAUCCAUGAAGGGCAGGUGCGAUGAGGAAGGGUUAAGGAGUCUCAAUAUCAGCCAAUGCACAGCACUUACCCCUCCUGCUGUGCAGGCACUAUGCGACUCAUUUCCUGCACUUCACACCUGCUCAGGUAGGCAUUCCCUUGUCAUGAGUGGCUGUUUGAACUUGACAUCAGUGCACUGUGCCUGUGCAGUCCAAGCACACCGUACAAUGAGUUAUGUUCCUCAUCCAGCUCAUUGAGCACUUCACUAAGCUUGAAGUUUUUUAAGUUCAAUUCCAAUCCAGCUCACUGAGCAAGUAUCAAGUUUGUUUAGAAUCCCACUGAAGUAACUAUGCCCAUGUACAUACAUGUUUGUGUUUAAAACUGGACUGUUUGGCUGCAAAUCAGCAGAACUUUCGUUGUUGGAAGUAUGGUAUGUAUAGUUUGUUCUUAUUCUUCCUUUCUGAAUUACCCAACAUUUUGGUCUAUUUGCAAGCCAAGUUUGUUGUUCAUUACUAGGUUUUCCCUUUUCAUGAUCAGAACUCAAGAUGUUUCAUGGUC
Molecule: messenger RNA, 1636 nt
Organism: Hevea brasiliensis (rubber tree)
Lineage: Eukaryota; Viridiplantae; Streptophyta; Magnoliopsida; Malpighiales; Euphorbiaceae
Product: F-box protein SKP2A
Exons: 5
Coding region: 196-1335 (379 amino acids)
Biological process (GO): SCF-dependent proteasomal ubiquitin-dependent protein catabolic process
Cellular component (GO): SCF ubiquitin ligase complex
Molecular function (GO): protein binding
Source: RefSeq, a predicted model, not a curated record